AUGAUCUAUUAUCUAGUCAUUAUUUUGAUUUUAGUGGAAUCAUAUACAGUAUUAACAAUUAAUAAUGUAUUAACUAAUUUUGAAGAAAAUAUUCUUUAUAAACAUAUUAAAACAAAAACUAAUUUGAAUUUAUUUUAUCGAAAAUUUAUUGAAUCAAAUAGUAUAGAUAAUUUGAAAGUGAUACAAAAUAUUCAUCAUAAAAACGAUAUUCAAGAUUUGAAUAUAGAACAUAAAUGUUUUAAAUCAAUAAAUGAUCUGUUCAAUGUCUUCAAUAUUCAACCAGAUAGUAUAAAUGGAAGUUUAACUGACGUUGAUAUCCAACGAUUAUUACCUGCGCUAGUUUAUGCUAAAUUCAAUUCUGACUGUCGCAAAUCAAAAGGACAUGGAACAUGGAAAAACAUUUUGAUCGGAGUGAUUGCUGUUACUUUUAUUAACUGCUCAGCAUUGACCGGUGCUUUUAUUUUACCAUUUCGAAAAAAAUCUGCUUUUAAAUGGAUUCUUAGUGCUUUUAUUGGUUUAGCUGUGGGUACACUAACAGGAUCAGGGAUAUUCCAUUUAGUGCCUAUGGCAUUUAACAUUCCAAAACUUGAUAUUUAUCAUUGCUAUCUUAAUAAAGCUCUUCUUACAAUGAUUACAAUUUAUAUAUUUUAUAUACGUGAUCAACUAUCAAGAAUUUUCUUAAAUAUUGAAACAAUAAUAUGUACACAUAGUCAUGACGAUGAUGGAAUAUCAUUAGAAUCAAGUGAUAUAAAUAAAUUUAUUUCAUCUAGUACUCAAAAAUCAACUGAUAAAAGUUCUAAAGGCACCGUUCCAAAUAAACAUCUCGAUAAUUUAAUAAAAAAUUUAAAAGCAAUGAAAGCAGCUGGAUGGAUGAUUUUUAUUGGAGAUAUGUUACAUAAUUUUAUUGAUGGUUUAACAUUAGGUGCAGCUUUUAUGGUAUCGAUUGGUGAGGGUCUUCGAAUGACAUUACCAAUAGCAUGUGAAGAAUUUCCACAUGAACUUGGUGAUCUUGCUGUUUUACUUAGUAGUGGUUUAAGUAUUGGACAAGCAAUUGCAGUCAAUUUUCUAUCAGCUUGCAGUUGUUAUCUUGGUUUUUUUAUUGGGGCAAAAUUAGGAGAAUUGGAAGAAUUUCAUCCAUGGAUAUAUGCUUUAGCUGGUGGAAUGUUUGUGUAUAUUGGACUUGCAGAUAUGAUACCAGAACUUGUUUCAAUGGGUGAUGCGAUCGAAAAAGAUUAUAUUGACUCGAGAAAAUCGAUAACAAUUUUUUUUAAACUUAAAAUAUUAUUAUGUCAAAAUAGUGGUGUUAUUCUUGGUGUUACUAUUAUGUUUCUACUUGGAAAAUAUGGUACACAUUUAGAAAAUCUCAUUCAAUUCUAG
Messenger RNA from Rotaria sordida, 1377 nucleotides. NCBI's taxonomy places the organism in Eukaryota, Metazoa, Rotifera, Eurotatoria, Philodinida, Philodinidae. The record is from the annotation of a GenBank genome assembly.